This is a messenger RNA of Alternaria atra, 963 nucleotides long. RefSeq lists its product as uncharacterized. NCBI's taxonomy places the organism in Eukaryota, Fungi, Ascomycota, Dothideomycetes, Pleosporales, Pleosporaceae. The transcript has 3 exons. Bases 1 to 963 code for a protein of 320 amino acids. The record is from RefSeq and is a predicted model, not a curated record. Gene Ontology annotation, molecular function: RNA binding. Gene Ontology annotation, cellular component: mRNA cleavage and polyadenylation specificity factor complex.
AUGGCAGACGAAUCUGACGAUGAUCUCUACGGAGACGAGACUACCACGCAACAAAACAAGGAUGCGAAGAAAGAGGAGGACGUCUCUAGUGGUGACGAGCCAAUGGACGAAGAAUCGAACGAUGAAGAGGACGACAGCGACUCGGAUAUUGACAUCAUUAUCGAGAAGGCACCAGCACCCCCCAAACCUGCAGCCGCGCAAGCACCCCAAGAAUCCAAAGCCAUCAAGAUAGAAGCACCACCUGCCUUGUCCACCACCCCCUCGCAACAGGCGCCUCCAAAAACUGUUUCCACUACCGGCGGCACUGUGCCCCAACUCUCCGCCUCAGCCCUCUCAGGCACUGCCUUCCCUGCGCAACGCACCUCUACUAUCGACGUGAACGGGAACCCUGUCUACCCUCCCCAAGGCAAAGAGAUUCUUAGUGUAGACAUCGAUGCUGAUCUGGCUGAGGAGCAAAAGAUCUGGCGCCGACCAGGCGAAGACCAGUCGGAUUACUUCAACUAUGGUUUCGACGAGUUUACCUGGGAAUUGUAUCGACAAAGGCAAGUCAGUAUGGCGAACACGUUGCAAGGACAGAAGAACGACAUGGCACAGAUGCAGGCUAUGAUGGGCGGUGGGCCGAUGCCGGGUAUGCCUGGUAUGAGCGCUGGUCCACAGGGCAGCGGCGGACCAGGCAGUGCACCGCCAACAGGUCCUGGAGGAGGAGGAGGUGGUGGUGGUGGCGGUGGUGGCAUGGGACCUGGAGGUAUGAAUGAACAGCAAAUGCAGAUGAUGAUGCAGGAUAUGAUGGCACAGGGUAUGGACCCCAGCCAAAUGGACUUUGCAUCAUUCAUGCAGAUGGCAGGCCAGGGUAUGGGUGGCUUCGGCGGUGGACCCGGAGGGCAACAAGGCGGGGGCUUCCAGCAAGGUCAUCAAGGUGGUGGUGGCAGAGGUGGACGCGGUGGUAGAGGAAGGGGGUGGUAG